GGCGUCUUCAGAAGUCUGAGGUUGUGAAAGACAGCAAACUUUGUUCCUAAGGUACUUAAACAAGCGUGGCGGACUUUACGACGCGCUGACGUGGUUGUGUGUGGAUGGUUGCUACAUCAAUUGGUCCAUUAAUUUAGGUAGUCGAUUUAUUAGGCGGCUAUGAUUCUGUAUGUUUUUAUUGACGGGCGUCAUCGUCGCAAACACGACUCAGUAUCCCCCCCCGCACCCAUUACAACGGGAUUGUAUUGUGGCCCAAAGAACUGCCUUGGAUCUUUGUGCCUAAUUGUCUAUAAGUCAAAAAAGAAGCUUUGUGUUGUCCGGUAUCACAUAUGAAUUCUAACCUCGUUGAUUUUAUUUUGGCGAGAAUACAAAUGCAACUCGGCAGGCCGUCCCUGCGCCUGCGCUUCUGUCGAAGUACAUCAUCUUGCGAUAUACCAAAAGGAUAAAGACCAAAAGGAUAAAGACUGUUCAAAAUACCAUGGCGAAAGUACAAAAAAGCAACUAUCUCCCUUACCUUCAACAGCUCCUCGACACUCAAGGCGACACGGAGGGCGUGGCCAUAGAAAGCGUAUGCGCGAUCUGCCAGGAGAGCAAACUGGAUAUCUCGAAGAGCACUAGGGAAUUUACUUCUUCUAUCGAACCCCCAAAGGAACAUCUCCAAUUACAUCGAAACUUUGUCGACUAUAUCAAACAUGACAUCGAACGGACUGUAGCUCUUGCAUGUGGUCAUGUCUUUGGCGAUCGAUGCAUCAGGAGCCUCUUAGCGCAAGGAUCAGACCUCGUCUGCCCGUCUUGUGGGUUUAGAAUGGCAUAUCAAGGCUGCGGCCACGUCAUCCCGCCAGCCCUAAUCCCAGUUGAAGGCGACAAUCCGAUCCGGGACACAUUUCCCCUGACGAUCCCCGAAGGCGCAAGAGAUCCGCAAAACUGUAUGGAGUGUAGAUGGAGGCAUAUUCGAUCGCAUAUCCGGUAUGCUCUUGCCGACGAGUGUGUCUUAUGCCGGCAAAGAACACUCGCUCACGUACCUUUAGACGCAGCUGGGCAUCGGGCACAUAGAGAUCAACAUAUGAGCAUGGGGCUUAGACAAGCUUUAGACGACAUCCUAGCGCUUGUUUGGCCUGAGUUCGUGACACGCGAGACCAACGAGUCCCUAUCCAAGGCUUCGGCUGAAAGUGAGCGCCACCAAAUCCACGUUUCACUGCUAAACGCCAUGGUUCGAUCGGAAAUAGAGGACACAAUUUGGUAUCGUACCAAAGCCGGCAGGUCGACUCACCUAACUAAGGAACAGUUGAGGAGACAUACCCGUGGGAUGGCAUCGAUCGAGCAGACUCUUCUAGGCUGGCUCAUGGACUCUACCCGAGAGCAGAGGCGGAUGUGGUAGAUGAUUGUUGUUGUUGUUGUUGUUGUUGUUGUUGUUGUUGUUGUUGUUGUUG
This is a messenger RNA of Daldinia decipiens, 1430 nucleotides long. RefSeq lists its product as uncharacterized. The record is from RefSeq and is a predicted model, not a curated record. Bases 479 to 1378 code for a protein of 299 amino acids. NCBI's taxonomy places the organism in Eukaryota, Fungi, Ascomycota, Sordariomycetes, Xylariales, Hypoxylaceae. The transcript has a single exon.